Molecule: messenger RNA, 7398 nt
Organism: Drosophila montana
Lineage: Eukaryota; Metazoa; Arthropoda; Insecta; Diptera; Drosophilidae
Gene: Smr
Product: Smrter
Exons: 7
Biological process (GO): regulation of transcription by RNA polymerase II
Cellular component (GO): chromatin
Source: RefSeq, a predicted model, not a curated record
AAACUGUUUGCGCAAACGGUUUGAGUUUGAUGUUGUUUGCUUCGCGUUACGUUCGCCUUCGAUGUCGAGCCACAGAGCCAAGCUCCGGUACAACAUCAGCAGCAGCAGCAGCGUCGCCGUCGUCGUCGUCGUUGUAGAUGUUGUAGAUGUGUUGUUCAACUCCUAAAAACUCGGGUGUGUGCAGCGCGUGCAGAUCAUGUGAAAAUUUCACGACGUUUGCAGAUACGUUGCGAAUUUAUUUAUAACAAAUUCACGUAAAAAAUUAUGAAAAUCGUCGCUCUAAAACAAAACCAACAACAAGCAGCAGUCACAGUGUGUGUGUGUAAAUAGGCAAAUGUUUAAUAAAGUAAUACAACAGCAGCAACAACAAGUGCAACAACUGCAACAACAAGUGCAACAACUGCAACAACUGCAAGAACUGCAGCAACAACAACAACAACAACAGCAAGUAAAUAAUAUAUAAAACAACAAAACAAAGAAACGUGCAACAACAACAAAUACAACUAGAGAAAUGCUUGUGCAGCAGCUGCUGCAUGGCGUCUCUUAAGCGCUAGAGCUUAUUGUUGUUGCUGUUAUUUUGUUGACAGCAACAACAACAGCAGCAACAGCAACAGCAUCAACUGAAGUGUUAACAACAACAACAACAACAGUAGUAGUAAACAAACAAGUAACAAGUGUUGGUGAAUAUGUUGCAGUGCAAUGUUGUUGCAUGCGAGCAGCUCAGUGAUAAUAACAACAACAACAGCAACAACAGCAACAAUAACAACAACAACAUUACAUUUACAACAACAGCUGAAGCAGCUGCAGCAGCAACAGGAACAACUUCUUCUUCAAAUUCUGGGCGCAACAACAAGUGUUUAAGCCAAAAGAGUUCGGCAUGAAAUGGAAGCAGCUAUACGCUCCUCUUCAGUGCAGGUCGGUGCUCCGCCGCCCACAAACAACGCCACAAACGGUGGACAACAGCAACAUCAGCAACAUCAGCAGCAUCAGCAGCAGCAACAUCAGCAACAACAACAGCAACAUCAUCAGCAGCAACUGCAGCAGCAACAUCAGCAACAGCUUCAUCACCAUCAUCAUCAUCAGCAGCAGCAGCAGCAGCAACAACAACAACAACAACAGCAACAACAGCAACAACAACACCAGCAACACCAGCAACAACAACAGCAACGUGCUGCCAGCAAUCAGCAGCAGCAACACAGCGCCGCGGCAGGCAACGCUGCUGCGUCGCAUCAAGUGCAUGAUAAUGGACCAACGUCCCAUCAUUUACAUCAUCAGCAGCAGCAGCAACAUUCUCAGACAGCGUCUAAUCAGCAACAAAACAAAGCAACGCAACAGCAACAAAAGCAACAGCAGCAACAACAACAACAACAACAACAAGUUGCUAAUAUGUCGUAUCAGCAGCGCAUCGCGAGUGGAACGCAAAUCCAUAGGCCGUACCGGACCAUGGAUCAGCAGCAGUAUGUCAAGAGCUUGGGCCACGCCCAUCAGCAGCAGCAGCAUCAGCAGCAGCAGCAUCAGCAGCAUCAGCAGCAAAUGCAUCACCAUCACCACCAUCAGCAGCAGCAGCAGCAGCAGCAACAGCAACAGCAGCCGCAGCAGCAGCAGCAAUCCUCGCGCUCGGCAGCUAGUCCGCUGUCGCCGCCACGUCCCGGACCGGGCAGCGCGGCGGCCGCUGCGGCUGCGAAUAGCUAUGCAAAGUUUGCGGAUGCACCGCAACAUUUUAUACAGUCGCCGGCGUACAGCAUUGGAAUCGCGCCGGUGGCCAGCUAUCGGGAGAACCAUUAUAUGCGGAUACCUCAGGCCUCGGUGCCGGAAUUUCAGCGUGCCGGACGUGCAGCAACUGUGGCCUCCAGUGCCGUUGGCGGUGGCUGCAAGACCGGACCGGGCGGCGGCGCCUCAUCUGUCGCUGGUCCCGGUGCCGGCGGCGUUGUCCAAGUGGCCGGCAAUAUGCCGCCGCCGGGCGCCCAGCCGGGCAGCGUGCUCGUCAUGGAGGCCAUGUCGCAUUACCCAACGUUGCAGUACAACAACGAAUACCUGACCAAUGCCGCAGCUGUGGCAGCGGUCAAUCAGCGACAACAGCAGCAGCAGCAGCAGCAACAACAGCAGCAGCAGCAGCAGCAUCAUCAGGCGCUGUCUGAGCCGCCGGGCAGCAUGGGCCAGCCCUAUAAGAAGCAGCGUUUGAGCGAGCCCAAUGCCAGCAGCAUGAAUCACCUGCCACACCAGCAACAGCAGCAACAGCAACAGCAGCAGCAGCAGCAGCAGCGCUCGUCACCCGCUCAGCAGCACAACAGCCGGCAGAGCAAUCAUGGCGCCGUGUUGCACAUGUCCGCUGCCGCGGCAGCUGCCUCUGUGCUGACACCGCUGGCCAUGCAACAGCUCAAGGUGGAAACGCUGCCCCAACAACAACAGCAGCAGCAGCAACAACAGCAGCAGCAACAACAGCAGCAGCAGCAGCAGCAGCAUGCGCAUGCGCCACGUGGCAUUUUGCCGCCGCCAAUUGUCUCAACAGCCCAGCUGAUCAGCGUCUCCACGGCGCCCAUGAACAGCAGCAGCAGCAUCAGCAGCAGCAUCGGCGGCAACAUCGGCAGCAACAUCGGCAGCAGCCUCAGCUGCGGAAUGGGCAGCAGCCAAGCUGCAAUGGCAGCAGCAGCAGCAGCUGCGGCGGCGGCAGCAGCCGCCAGCAGCUCCGAGGCAUACCAUCCACAGGUGGAGGCCAUUUCGCCCACGUUGCCCAGCGACAAUGCCGAGGAGCGUGCCCGCAGCAGCGGCAGCAGCAGCAGCAACAACAACAACAACAGCAGCAACAACAACGCCAGCACCAGCAGCAGCAGCAGCAACAACAGCAGCAACAUCGCCAAGGAGGAGCUAUUGAUGCAAAUCCAACGUGUGGACAAUGAGAUCAAGUGCGCCGAAACGGCAAUGGAAACGUUGCGCAGAAAGGAGAAGGCGCUGCUGGACGAGGCGGUGGCAACAGUGGCCGCAAUCAAGCAGCAACAGGCAGCCGUUGCAGAGAGCGGCGCCAGCUGCAGCAGCGUCAGCGGAACGAGCAGCGGCACGAGCAGCGGCGGCGGCAAUGAGAUUAUGGAGCUGGCGUGGCGUACACAGAUGCUGGCGCAGGGCAUCUAUGAGGCGAACCGAAAGACGGCCGCCGAACAACAUUCCCAGGUGGAGGAGGCGGGCGGCGGCGAGGAACGGGCACGCCCCUGGCUGCCGUUAUAUAAUCAACCGCUGGAUGUGGAGGCAUUAACGCAUCUAAUCAAACGCCAUCAGACGCUGAUCAAGAAUCCCCUGCUGACGCAUAUACGCAAAUUGAAAGCGGAACGCUGGGAGCACAAUCAGGGUCUGGUUGAGAAAUAUACCAAGGAUCAGGCCGAUUGGCAGCGCCGAUGCGAACGGGCCGAGGGCAGUGCCAAGCGGAAGGCGCGCGAGGCCAAGAAUCGUGAAUUCUUCGAGAAGGUGUUCACGGAGUUGCGUAAACAGCGCGAGGAUAAGGAGCGCUUCAAUCGUGUCGGCUCGCGCAUCAAAUCCGAGGCAGAUCUCGAAGAGAUCAUGGACGGCCUGCAGGAGCAGGCGCUGGAGGAUAAAAAGAUGCGCUCCUAUGCCGUUAUACCGCCCCUAAUGCACGACGCCCGUCAACGCCAUUGCGCCUACCACAACGAGAACGGACGCAUCGAGGACAUGGUGGCCGUACACGAGGAGCGCAAGGCCCUCAAUCUGUGGACAGCCGGCGAGAAGGAGACGUUCAAGGAGAAAUAUCUACAGCAUCCGAAGAACUUUGGUGCCAUUGCGGCCAGCCUGGACCGCAAAUCGCCGCAGGAUUGCGUACGCUAUUACUACCUCAGCAAAAAGACGGAGAACUACAAGCAGCUGUUGCGCAAAUCCCGCCAACGGACGCGCAGCAGCCGCAACCCGGCCAAGGCCCAGGCCCAACAGCCCCAAUGCAUUAUCGAUUCCCUAACAACUGGCGUCACGACUCGCCUACAGCGCGAACAGCAACAGAAAUCCGGCAAUCGUUCCAGCGCCGUCGCCGAACGCGAGCGUGCCGAACGCGCUGCCGAACGGGAGCGUGUCGCCGAAAAGGCCGCCGCCGAUGCCGCCAAGGCGGCCGAGUGUGCCGCCGAGAAGGCGAGCGCCGUUAGCAAGGCCGCCGAGGCGGCUGCCGGCAGCGAGAAGGUGGCCAAGACUGCAGCUGCAGCAGCAGCAGCAGUCGCCGCCGCAGCCGCCGCUGCAGCAGCAGCUGAUAAGACGGACGCUGCGAAGGCGACGCAUGCGGCAGCAGGGAAGCAUGCAACAGCAGCUGCAGCAGCAGCUAAAACGGAGAUCUCAACGGGCAGCAGCAGCAGCAGCAGCAGCGAUGCCAAAGCCAAAACCGCUGAGGAGCAAGCGGUUGCAUCCACGUCGUCCGCUGCAACUGCAACAGCUGCAGCGGCAGCGGCAGCGGCAACAGCUGCUGCCAGCAAUGCAGCCGCCGGCGCAGCGGCAGCGCCCAAGGCGUCCAAGUUGCAGCCAGGCGAAGCAAAAGCAGCAGCAGCCGCAGCAGCAGCAGCAGCCGCAGCAGCAGCCAAGUCCGAGCGGGAGCAGCCAGCGGAGGCGGAUGAGCAUCGGGCCGCCAAGAGCAAAGCAAAGGCCACCGAUAGCUACAAUGCAACUGGUACAGCCGGAGUCAGUGCCACGCCCUCAACAACGCCCGCGGUCAGCGUGGCGAUCAACGGCUUCAAGCCCGGCUACCAGAGCGUCGUCAUGGCCAACGUCAAGGCGCCAGCGCCAGCAGCUGGCCUUGACGAUGCCGCAACCGGAGCUGCAGCAACAACGUCGACAAAUGCAACGGGCGAUAAAAUCGUCAAGGCCGCAUCGAAUACUGCAGCUGCUGCUGGCUUCGUUGUGCCCAAUGCGGCUGCAUCGGAGCCUGUGAGCAACGCAACGCUUACGACGGCCACCACGGCUGGCAACUAUUUGGGCCAGAAGCUGAAGGCGGCGCAAGUCGAGGGACUCGGUGCCGGCAAUGACCUGCACACGGAUGUUAGCGAGGCCAAGAAGAAACGUUACGAGCUGACGCCCGGCGAGGCAAACAACGCCAGCAACAACAACAACAACAACAACAACAGCAGCAACAACAGCAACAACAAUAACAGCAGCAACAACAACAUCAAAGUGACCAACACCAAGGACGCAUCGAAUCAAGUCUCGUUCAUUGACAAGGGCCCCGGCUCAAUGCUGACGCCCGCCGCAUCCAUAUCGUUGCUCUACAGCAGCGCCAUGGCCACAACGGCAGCGGUGGCCGCGAUGGUAGCAGGACCUGGAGCAGGCACAAGGCCAGCGACGGCAUUGACGCCGACCAUGGUGACAGAUCGGGCUGGCAAUUUGCUGAGCACAUCCGAGGUUCUGGCAUUGGAUGGCAAAGAUAAACUGGCAAACUGUUUCGUGUGCAAGGCGGAGGCCUGUCCGCGUACGCGCCCAUUGAAGAAGGGGCGUGGCCAGCAAUAUGCAAUACCAGACGAAACGAUACCGGCGGGCGCACGCGUCUGCAACACAUGCCAGUGCAAAUCGGUGCGCAAUCGCUAUCCGAACUGCCCGCUGCCGACGUGCCCCAAUCCCAAGGAUCGGGCGCAACGAUUGCGCAAUAUACCGACCCGCCUGUUCGAGCUGUCGCCGGAGGUGCGGGAUCCAUUGAUGGCCGAAUUUCAAAUACCAAUGCAUGCGACGCGCUGCUGUUCCGCCUGCCUGAUGCGCAUUCGUCGCAAGCUCGAUCCCCAGCUGAAUCUCACCGAUGAGGAGCGACGUCGCGGCGGCGAUGCCAGCGCCGGCGAUGAAACCGACGUGAGCACCUCCUCCUGCGAUGAGCGCGAACCGGGCGGCUCUGAUACCGCCUCCGUCGAGAGUCCCGAGUAUCUGCAGCGGCACAAGUCUCAGCUGAGCAAGCAGCAGCAGCAGCAGCAGCAGUUGCAGCAGCAGCAGUUGCAGCAGCAGCAGUUGCAGCAGCAGCAGUUGCAGCAGCAGCAGUUGCAGCAGCAGCAGCUGCAGCAACAGCAGCAACAGCAGCUGCAGCUGCAGCAACAACAGCAUCACCAUCAGCAGCAUCAGCAGCAGCUGCAGCAACAACAACAACAACAGCUGCAGCAGCAGCUGCAGCAGCAGCAUCAUCAGCAGCAGCAGCAGCAGCAGCAUCAUCAUCAGCUGCCACAGCCGCCGCCUGUGCCGCACAAGCCUCAACACCAGCUGCAACAUCAACAGCCCUCAGCGAUCAAUGUGCGCAGCGUGGCAGAUGCAACUGGCGCCGCGCUGACCAUCACGCCCACUCGCAUGAGCGCCAAGCAGGCGGCUGCAGCAGCAGCGGCGGCAGCAGCAGCCGCUGGCCACGACAACGAGCGCCUGCUGCCGCCCGCCUGCCAAGCGCCCAAGAAGCAGAAGACCAGCGAGGAGUACGACUCGUCGGCCACAGAGACAGCGGACGAGGAGAACGAAAACUCGCCGGCUAAUCGCCAGAGUCCCAAGGUGAUCUUGAAUGCGGUCGCACAUGCGCAUGGCCACGCCCACGGUCAUGGUCAUGGUCAUGGUCAUGGACACGGCCAUGGCAACAAUGUGGCCGGACUGCAGCCGCCACAUGCGGCAGGAGCUGUGCCACUGACCGCACAGCAGCAGCAACAGUUGCAACAGCAACAACAGCAACAACAGCAACAACAGCAGCAGCAACAGCAGCAGCAACAACAGCAGCAGCAGCAGCAGCAACAGCAGCCGAAUGGACCCAUGAGCCUGCGCCGCGAGCCGGUCAACAAUGUGCAAGAUUGCGUUUACUCGGUUAUCGAGCGGCAGCUGAAACAGCAUGCCAAGGGGCCACAGCUGCCCGGCAACAAUCAGGGCAAGCAAGGCGGCCAACAGCAGCAACAGCAGCAGCAGCAGCAACAGGCACACAACAACUUGGAGCGCAAGGAGCUGAACACAGUGCGCGAAUAUAGACAGGAUGGCAACGCUCUGCUCAAGCAACAGCAGCAACAGCAGCAACAGCAGCAACAGCAGCAGCAGCAGCAGCAGCAGUUGCAACAGCAGCAGCAGACGCCGCCGCCAGCGGGCUUGCCACAUGGCACCUCUGUGCAAAAGAUAAACGCACGCGCCGUGCCGCCGCCCAACUCCGUCAACAGCAGCAGCAGCAGCAACAGCAACAACAAUGCCAGCAGCAGCAGCAACAGCAACAACAACAGCACCAGCGACAAUUUGGCCACUUUAUCUGUGGUCAAUACGCAUCUGGCAGCGCAUCAUGUGCACAUGCCACACCCGCUGCUGCAGCAGCAGAAACAGCAGCAACAGCAGCAGCAACAGCAGCAACAGCAGCAGCAACAGCAGCAGCAACAGCAGCAGCAACAGCAGCAGCAGCAAUUGUUGAGCAGCAUUGAAAAGGCCACA